AUGGAGGACUUAGAAGCACAGCUAAAGGCUUCGGUGUACUUGACCGUGGCCAAAAUCGUCGAGAAACGGGCAAGUGAGCUAUCUGUCUCGGCGAGCCCGUCGUUUGUGGCCUCGCUAGUGGAAAUUGUGUAUAAUCAAAUGGUCACCUUGGGCACUGACUUGGAGCUUUUUGCAGAUCACGCUGGGCGCAACGUGAUCAAGCCUGCUGACAUGUACAUGGUGGUGAGGAAGAACGAGUCCUUGACCGAAGCGCUUAAGGAGUUCGAAAAGAGCAGCAAAGGUCACUAG
Messenger RNA from Candidozyma auris, 288 nucleotides. RefSeq lists its product as uncharacterized. The coding region runs from base 1 to 288 and encodes 95 amino acids. The record is from RefSeq and is a predicted model, not a curated record. Gene Ontology annotation, cellular component: FANCM-MHF complex; Fanconi anaemia nuclear complex. Gene Ontology annotation, molecular function: chromatin binding; protein heterodimerization activity. Gene Ontology annotation, biological process: replication fork processing; resolution of meiotic recombination intermediates. NCBI's taxonomy places the organism in Eukaryota, Fungi, Ascomycota, Pichiomycetes, Serinales, Metschnikowiaceae. The transcript has a single exon.